Molecule: messenger RNA, 2340 nt
Organism: Lodderomyces parapsilosis
Lineage: Eukaryota; Fungi; Ascomycota; Pichiomycetes; Serinales; Debaryomycetaceae
Gene: SSY1
Product: Ssy1p
Exons: 1
Coding region: 1-2340 (779 amino acids)
Biological process (GO): amino acid transmembrane transport
Cellular component (GO): membrane
Molecular function (GO): amino acid transmembrane transporter activity
Source: RefSeq, a predicted model, not a curated record
AUGGACCUGAUAUCUAGUGUCUCGGUCAACCUAUUCCCAAGCCUAAAUAACACUGGAGGCAACAGCGACGGUGAUAGCGACAGCUCUGCUUCUCUACGACGACUCCGAGGUGCUUUUGGACAAAAUGAAGAGGUCGAUUUAUCCAUUCCUGAGGAGCAUCUUGACCUAUCAACAAGUCUGGUUGAAGAUGAAGUGUCACUUGAUUCAAAUAUAAUCACCGAAAUCGUCAAUAACCCUAUAUUUGAAGAUGGAAGAUUCAAAUACCUCCGAGCAUACGAGCGACUAGCGGCCGAGAGAGAUAUGAAAGAUAUGAGCAAUGGGAUUCCCUUACAAACCUUUGAACUCAACGAUUUUGAAAAAUUUGUCAAGGAAAGCGUAUUAAAUGAUAAAAUACAAGGACGAGUAAUUGCUAAACAACCCAAAGGUCAACAAAAGGAAACGAUAUUGAAUGUCGUCCGAGAGCAAGACCUAGCGGAUGAAUUCUACGCUGGAGGAAAUGAUGAAAAUGAGAUCAAAAAUCGACGACCAAAGCUACACAAACAAGAUAAGGAAUACACGUCGGAUGUGGAGGAUUUGUACUUUCCAACAAACAAGAACAGGCUUCAUAGAAAAUUGAGUGUGCGACAUUUACAAAUGAUCUCUCUUGGAGGGACCAUUGGAGUUGGAUUGUUUCUAAACUCAGGAAAAGCAAUCAAUAUUGCAGGUGGGUUUGGGGCAUUACUAGCAUUUGCAAUUGUUGGGGUGGUUGUACUAUGCACUAUGAUGUCCUUUUGUGAAAUGGUUACGUUUGUCUCCGUCAUUGAUGGCGUGUCAGGUUUAAGUUCCAGAUUUGUUGAUGAUGCGUUUGGUUUCGCUACUGGUUGGUUGUAUUUUCUUAGUUUUGCCUUUGGUGUAGCUGGUGAAGUUGUUGCCGGAGUCAUCAUGUUGUCCUUCUUCCCUCAAUUAAAGACAACAUCAAGUAAAGGAGCAACAACUGGUUUUGUUUUCCUUUUUUUGGGCUCUAUUGUGACCAGCAAUUUAAUUGAUAUUAGGGUGUUUGGAGAGAUUGAAUACAUAUCAAGUUUAAUCAAACUCCUUUGGGUAGUGGUGAUGAUGAUUGUUAUGAUUGUUUUAAAUAGAGGUGGUUUUGGUGGACCUGCUUUGGGAUUCAAAUACUGGAUGCGUCUGAAAUCGGACUUUAAAAAUGACAUUAUUUUUGGACUUUUUCGUCCUAGUUUCAAUUUGUACGACAAUGGAACAAACCCACCAAGCGAAGGAAUUGAGGGAGAUACAGGGAGAUUUUUAUCAUUAGUCACAGCUAUUCUUGUUGUAUGUUAUGCAUAUAGCGGCACAGAAAUUGUUUGUAUUGCCGCAUGUGAAGCCAAAAACCCAAGGAAAGCUUUGCCUUCUGCUAUGAGACGGGUAUUUUGGAGAAUUGUUAUCUUUUACUGCUUAUCUGCCUUUUUAGUCACGUUAAACAUUUAUGCUGGUGAUCCAAGAUUGCUCAGGUAUCUCCUGGGUAAAACAGGCAUUGAUGCAUCCGAGUUCGCAACCAACGUUGCUAUCCAAACAGUUGGUGGAGCACAUUGCUCGUACGACUCAUCAGUGUUUGCUGGAUACGGAAGUGGAGCUCAAAGCCCUUGGAUUGUGGCUCUUCAGAGCGCCGGUCAAUGUGAUUUUAGCACAGUGACAAAUGUGUUUUUGGUGUUUUUUGCCGUCAGUUGUGGUAAUGCUCAACUUUAUGUCAGCUCAAGAACGGUGUACGCGUUGGCAUUACAAGGAAAAGCACCUAAAUUUCUUACGUAUUGCAAUAGAAAUGGAAUCCCUUACAAUUCUGUCAUGCUUGCAGGAGCAUUUGGGCUAUUAUCAUUUACCUGUGUAUCGGAGUCAGCAACUGUUGUAUUUCAAAAUCUAAACAGCGUCAUUGCCUCUUCGGGGAUUUUCGUUUGGUUUGCCAUGUGUUUGACUUUUAUAAGGUUUUAUUAUGGAUUGAAAAGAAGACCCGAUAUAAUGAGCAGAGACGAUCCAUCAUACCCUUACAAGUCACCAUUCCAACCAUAUACGGCAAUAAUCGGAAUGUGUGCUACAUUGUUUAUGGUUUUAGCGAUGGGGUUUGUCGUAUUCUUGAAACAUGAAUGGAAUACAUUAUUUUUCUUUUCUAGCUAUGGGUCGUUGAUGGUAUUUGCUAUACUCUAUGCUGGCUAUAGAGUGAUUAAGGGUUCAUCUAUUUCAAGUCUAGACAGACUUGAUUUUGAUUCGGGAAGAACAGAAAUGGAUCGGUAUAUUUGGGAUGGAGGUACAGAUUAUAACCACAAAAGCUUCAGGGAUGUUUUGCGCAAAUGGUUAUCUUUUUUAGCUUAA